Camellia sinensis is the source of this 1168-nucleotide messenger RNA. RefSeq names its product putative vesicle-associated membrane protein 726. The record is from RefSeq and is a predicted model, not a curated record. Gene Ontology annotation, cellular component: membrane. Gene Ontology annotation, biological process: vesicle-mediated transport. Lineage: Eukaryota; Viridiplantae; Streptophyta; Magnoliopsida; Ericales; Theaceae.
CAUUUACAUACGAUACGACUUCAGCCGAUCGUUCCUUCCUUCCCCAAAUAUAAACACCGCAAAUCCAGCUUUCUCCUCUCUCCGAUCCCAUCGUCCCUUGUCUCCCAUUUCUUCAUUCUCUCUCUCUCUCUCUCUCUCUCUCUCUCUCUCUCUCUCUCUUCUGCAACUUGUAGGGAUAGGGUUUUUGCUCAGAAAGAAAUGGGCCAACAGUCUCUGAUCUACAGUUUUGUCGCUCGAGGCACCGUGAUCCUCGUCGAAUACACCGAGUUCACCGGCAAUUUCACCAGUAUCGCCUCUCAGUGCCUCCAAAAGCUCCCCGCUAGCAACAACAAGUUCACCUACAAUUGCGAUGGCCACACCUUCAACUACCUCGUUGAAAAUGGAUUCACCUACUGUGUUGUUGCGGUUGAAUCUGCUGGCAGACAAACUCCUAUUGCCUUUUUGGAGCGAGUUAAGGAGGAUUUCAACAAGAGAUAUGGUGGAGGGAAAGCUGCAACUGCUGUUGCCAAGGGCUUGAACAAAGAGUUUGGGUCUAAAUUAAAGGAGCACAUGCAAUAUUGUGUGGAUCAUCCAGAGGAGAUCAACAAGCUUGCGAAGGUGAAGGCUCAGGUUUCUGAAGUCAAGGGAGUGAUGAUGGAAAACAUUGAGAAGGUUCUUGACCGUGGAGAGAAGAUUGAGCUGCUGGUAGACAAAACUGAGAACCUUCGCUCACAGGCACAAGAUUUCAGGCAACAGGGGACCAAGAUAAGGAGGAAGAUGUGGUUCCAGAAUAUGAAGAUAAAAUUGAUUGUUUUGGGUAUCAUCAUUGCGUUGAUUCUCAUCAUUUUCCUGUCGAUCUGCCAUGGCUUCAAAUGUACUUGAUUAGGUUUGUCCUGCUGGGAUUGGUUCGUCCUCCUAUUUUGACAUUUCCGUUAACAAAUUUCUUGCUCUAGGUUACACCUUCCCCUUUCUGCGAGCCUUUUUAAAGGCCUGUAGUUUGAUUUGGUUGUAUAGGAGAUACACAGGAAUUUCUUAUCUUGAAAGUAGAAAAAUCUUUAUGCAUGAGGCUUUCUUCUACAUAUCAUGCGACAUUUUUUUAAUAUGUAAUGGAGGAAUACUUGGAUGAUUGCACAUAUAGAUCUGUUUCUUUUUUACAAAUUACAAGUAGUGCUUGUUUGGUUCGGUUCAA